GCGGAGCCCCGCGGAGCUGGACGCUUGGAGGCGCGGCACCCGGAGAAGGCUCUCUGCACUCCCGGCUGCUGUGGAUCUAGAGUGCUUGGCCCAGAAUCCUACCAUGAAACCACACUUGAAGCAAUGGCGACAACGAAUGCUUUGCGGGAUAUUUGUGUGGGGACUCCUUUUCCUGGUGGUUUUCAUCUACUUCACCAACAGCAACCCUGCAGAACCCAUGCCCAGCUCCUUCUCCUUCCUGGAGACCAGGAGGCUCAUGCCCUUGCAGGGGAAGCAGAGAGCCAUCAUGGGCGCCAUGCAAGAGUCCUCCCUGCCUGAGAGCCUGGACACAAACAAAGGACCCCUGUCCGGCCCCUUUCCCAUGGAGUGGGGUGACUUGCAGAAAUGGGCCGAGGUGCCUGAUGGGUUUGAAAAUGAAGAAGAGGUCUUUUCGCCCCAGAUGGGCAGAAAAUCUCAAAGUGCUUUCUACCCGGAGGAUGACGACUAUUUUUUUGCUGCUGGUCAGCCAGGAACACACAGACACGCGCAGGGCACGUGGGGAUCCCUUUCUCCCCGGGACCACGCCCUGCGGGGAGGGGUUUUGCCGGCUGGAGAGCUCCCGAGAAGGCGGGCAAAGAGGAGGCCCCGCAAGCAGGGAGGGGGCUCCUUCUGGGAGGGGGGCAGAGACGGAGACCGGCUCUACUCCUCCAUGUCCAGGGCCUUCCUCCACCGGCUCUGGAAGGGAAACGUCUCCUCCAAAAUGCUCAACCCGCGCUUGCAGAAGGCGAUGAAGGACUACCUGAGUGCCAACAAGCAUGGCGUGCGCUUCCGCCGGCGGCGCGCGGUCGCCCUGAGCCGCGGGGAGCUGCUGUGCCAGCUCCGAGGCCGGGUGCGCGUGCGGACCCUGGAUGGCACCGAGGCGCCCUUCUCCGCGCUGGGGUGGCAGAAGCUGGUCCCCGCCGUGCCGCUGAGCCAGCUGCACCCACAAGGCCUUAAGAGCUGCGCAGUGGUCAUGUCUGCUGGAGCCAUCCUCAACUCGUCCCUGGGGAAGGAGAUAGAUUCUCAUGACGCAGUUUUGAGAUUUAACUCUGCUCCUACACGUGGCUAUGAGAAAGAUGUCGGGAAUAAGACCACCGUGCGCAUCAUCAAUUCCCAGAUUCUGACAAACCCCAACCAUCACUUCAUUGACAGCUCAUUGUAUAAAGAUGUCAUUUUGGUUGCCUGGGACCCUGCUCCUUAUUCUGCAAAUCUUAACCUGUGGUACAAGAAGCCAGACUACAACCUGUUCACUCCAUAUGUUCAGCAUCGUCAGAGAAACCCAAAGCAGCCAUUUUACAUUCUUCAUCCUAAAUUCAUAUGGCAGCUUUGGGAUAUUAUCCAGGAGAACACUAAGGAGAAGAUUCAGCCCAACCCCCCAUCUUCUGGCUUCAUUGGAAUCCUCAUCAUGAUGUCCAUGUGCAGCGAGGUGCAUGUGUAUGAAUAUCUCCCAUCCAUCCGGCAGACAGAACUCUGCCACUACCACGAGCUAUACUACGACGCAGCCUGCACGCUGGGCGCCUACCACCCGCUGCUGUAUGAGAAGCUCCUGGUGCAGCGUCUGAACACGGGCGCCCAGGGGGACCUGCACCGCAAGGGGAAGGUGGUCCUUCCGGGCCUCCGAGCCGUCCACUGCCCUGCACCCCAACCUGCUGUGCCACACUCCUGAAAAAGGACUCUUGGGAAUCAAUGUGCAAUAAGGUACUACUGUCGUGCUCUAAGUCACGAGGAAUACUUGAAGAUGCUUUUAGGCAAUGUAGUCUUGAGUCUCUAAGCUGUAAUUGAGUGGUGAUCGCAAGCAUUCUUCUCUUUCUAAGCCAUUGAAUAUUUAUCACUGUUUUGAAUAUAGAAAUGAAAUUCAAAAAGAUGAAAGCUCAAGGAAGGUGCAAAAAAAAAGAUAGAAAAAAACAAGUAUUUAAUAAAUGGAUGCUAUACCUCCAAAAAUAUUACCCUUUUCUUAUGCUAUGGGCACCCCAUUUCGGGACUGACUUCUGCUACCGGUUUCAAUGACAUUAUUUUGUGAAAGAGUUUAUACCCAAGAACAUUCACAUUGAGCUGUGAUAUUGUCAGCAAUAUGUGUACAUGCAUCCAUCCAUCAUUAAAUGUCAUUAAAUAUCCUAGGUUUUGGACAAACAUCUGAAUUAUUAUUCAGAUGUGUUUAACAGCAAGAAUCCCCAGCGCAAAUUAGGGGGUGCACAUGUUUCUAAACCAUUGCAUCCCUCAGCUCUGCUUCCCCUUGCUUGCUAAAUGCUUUGAGUUACAGGACCAGUUUCUAAAAUUAUAAAGUAUCCCUCUUGAGCAGCCUAAGAAAAAUCUGUUCCCAGAACAGCACCACUUUGUUUUCCCUGGUCAAAUAUUCCCUGAUUUGACCAGGAGGGUAGUUUCACUCCCAGAUGGAAAGGACUAUUGUCAGCAAAUAAAUACUAUCACUGCAGGAUGGCUCUGGGCUUUCCCGCCUUGUCACUCCUCCCCUGUCAGUCCUCCCUGAGAAAAGCCUUUCAUAGUUACUUGUGGACAGUUGGGCACCCCUGUGAGGUAGGACUCCUCCUAGUCCAGAAGGAAUGGUUGGGGAACAGUCACUCUGUAUUUCUGGGAAUGCAGUACUGGGAAGCCGACAGGGCUAUAGUGGAUUUUCACUAAUUCUUGCUGUAGACAGACUUUUAAGAACCCCAACCUUGUUUUCACGGCUGUGUUUUAUGUCAGCAACAUAACAAAGCCAUAUAAUGAAAUGAAAUUAUGUAAAAGCAUUACCUUUUAACAACAAGGAAACUAUGUAUAGACCUCAGAGGGAAAGGCAGCUAGAGGGAAAAUUGUCAUUCCAGGCUGUUAAUUUUCUUCACUUUCACUUGUUUAUUUUUCAGUCUCUACUUUUGCCACUGAUAGAAAUAUUUGGAAAACCUUAAUGACAUGUUAACUACAUCAUAAUUAAUUUCAUGAUAUCCUGAAAUCCUAUUUCAGGUGCAGUUAGGAUUUCUUGUCAAUGAAAAUGGUGAUUUAAUUAGACGUGUUCACCUUGCAAGUGUGUGAAUGCCAGGAGAGUUUAGUGGAAAGGCUUUUUCUUGUUCUAGUAUUGUAUAUUUUUGAGAUCUCUUUCUUGAGCAGGAAAAUAAGAAACUGACAGCUUCCAUUUGGUGCGUCUACAUCCUAGAAGUCAGAUUGGGUUUAGAUAUGUCCUGUAAGUUAGUCUAAUGGUGAACUAGGGGUCAUUGCAAAGUUCAGUCAUGAAAACAUCCACGAAAUGCCCAUGUUGAGAAUUUGUUUCCAUGAAAUGGGAUGGAUAAGUUUAUCCUGCAUGUUAUCUUAUGUCUAAGCAGACAUGGUCACAUCACUUUUCUUUCUUACUCCCUUUUUAGUGAGUGAUGAAUUCAGUGAUUUGGGAUGCUGGCAGGGUGAGCAAUCCUCCUGCAAGCCCUGGUUCUACUUGGACCUUCCAGGCUGCCUUCAAAUGCCCGUGACAUUGAACUUCCCUUUUAAAGUCUUCCUGCUGGGUUUCCUUACCAGUGUCUUAUCCAUGACACCUUGUUUGGUGACAUGAGAACUUGACUAGAGGAAAAUUUAUUGGGGUCACUGUAAAUAUUCAAGUUCAAAGCCCCAGAAUACAUCUCAAAGACUUUUCAAUAGCAUUUUUUUGUAACACAUGUACUUUUUUCCCUUUCAGUCUUAACUGAGGUUAUAAGAAAGACUGAAGAACAUAAAGGAAACUUAAUUAAAUUUUUUUAAUUUUUAUGGCCUUAGAGACCCUUGAGAAUCAGGGUCUGUUAAACACUCAGAAAUGUGGUAUAUUCUGAUAGCAUAGCCUGGUCAUUCUUCUAUGUAAAAGUUGCCAUUGUACAGUCUCUCAAAAACAUAAGGCCAUUAGAAUUAAUAUGAUGACCACUUCUACUAUUAGCCAAGUGAUUCUAAGUGGCACUAUUUUGACAGACGUUAAGUCCUCAUAUUCCGCAUUUACUGAAAUGCAAUAAAAACAUGGCCUUUACUUAGAGUGGUUAACAAUAAGUGUUGUCCCAAUGCAUUGACCCCAGCUCUGUCCCUUUCAGAACCUUCCAUUCUCUUCUGCCAAGGGACGCUGAUAAAAUCCUUAUGGUGCAACCUGAAGCCAUUAGGUGGCUCGUUCCUCACUCUCAGGACUUGCAGCUCACACUUCAAGAUCACUUCACUUGACCUCUUUCUGCUUUUGUUGUUGUCAUCCCACAUAAGUUGACCAGGAAUGACAACUCAUCUUCAUCUGGGUUCCCCUUCAUUGGCCUCCUCAGUACUUCUAGCAAUAGCUGAGUAAGGUGUACUGUUCUCACUGUCCCCAUGGAAGACCAGUGCCAGCCAUGUGUCCCUAAGUCCUUGCGGAGAAGGACUUUGUGUGUAGUAAAGCCGAGAAGUAGUCAUUUAAUAGUUUCAUGUAAGCAUCAUGCAGCAUGAGGGGCAUGAACUAAAAUGGAACAUGUGGGGGGCUUUCAUGCAUCUUUCAAUUUCUGGGUCUUUGAUUUCUGCACUCCGCUGCCAUGCAUCCUGUGUCCUCUAUCUCUCAGCCAGACAGUCAAUCCUGGACUGUCCGGUAAUCACCUGUCAUUGUAGCCAUAGCAUCUGGACAAAGCAAUGUUGAAAUAAAUAAUCAUUAGCAUUUUCUAAAUUGGAAAAUAAAAGUAACUGUUUAAAGUACCAUGGGAUCACACUGUUACAUGUUUAUGAGCCAGUUAGUUCUGGUGGAACAGAAUAAUACCUUAUGUUAUUGGUCAACCCUUCUGGGCAGUAACACUAACACCUGCUGAAUUAAUUCAGUCCUGUUUGACUUCAUUAAGUGGAAUCAGCCCCACAAGAGUAAUGGCAUGUGAUGGGAGAAUUUUGUGUACCCAAAUGACAUUAUUUAAAAGUUUUCUCCAGCCUGACUUAGAGAUCAGUACACAUGCUUCUCUCAGGUUGGUGGCCUACAUGAUCAAUCCCUUUUCUUGCUUAGCUACUGGAGAGAGAAAAAGGGGGCAGGAGGGCGUAUCUGGAUAUUCAAGAAAUCAAUGAUUGAAUAUAUAGGCCAAGCAAAAUCUCUAAAUAUGCUCUACCAUAUAAUGUUUUGAAUUCUUACGUUCUGAUAUUUUAGAACUGUGAACUACCAGGGGUUACAUGAUGAAGGCAGCUACAUUUAGAAGUGAAUUGCUUAGAUAAACUAAGCCUGGGUUCAAACAUGUUUUUAAUAUUCUAGGUAUUUCCUUUGUGAAAUGAUUCUGCAUGUUCCUGUCCUUUGGGAAUUAUUUAGACAAUUGGCAAAUGAAAGGUAUUUCUCUGUCAAGUCAAAGAAAUGAAAUAUAUUGGUAAAUUCUGAUUCUUGUUCUAUUAAGUGAGUGAAAUGUUUUAGUAAGAAAAACUAAUCCAACAUAUUCCUCUACAAACUCAGACUAAUGGAAUUUUAAGAAUUAAUGACAUUGAUGUAGUUCUUACUCUUGU
This is a messenger RNA of Condylura cristata (star-nosed mole), 5445 nucleotides long. RefSeq names its product ST6 beta-galactosamide alpha-2,6-sialyltranferase 2 (gene ST6GAL2). The transcript has 6 exons. The record is from RefSeq and is a predicted model, not a curated record. Gene Ontology annotation, biological process: carbohydrate metabolic process. Bases 104 to 1684 code for a protein of 526 amino acids. Lineage: Eukaryota; Metazoa; Chordata; Mammalia; Eulipotyphla; Talpidae. Gene Ontology annotation, molecular function: sialyltransferase activity.